Aspergillus bombycis is the source of this 1209-nucleotide messenger RNA. RefSeq names its product O-methyltransferase. The coding region runs from base 1 to 1209 and encodes 402 amino acids. The transcript is spliced from 5 exons. Gene Ontology annotation, molecular function: O-methyltransferase activity. The record is from RefSeq and is a predicted model, not a curated record. Lineage: Eukaryota; Fungi; Ascomycota; Eurotiomycetes; Eurotiales; Aspergillaceae.
AUGGAGCCGCAACUGCAGACGCCGCAGCUACUGUCCCUGGUGGAAGAGAUCAAGGAUUCUGUACUACAAGAAUGCAGCUCUUCUCGCUCAGCAACGUCGCAUUACCGCCUCCUGGGCCUGAUUGACCAGUUGAAGUACACGGUUGAGACGCCGACCGAGACAGUUCUGCGGGUGAUCUACCAGCCCCCGCAGAAUGCAGCCCUUCGUACCGUCAUCGACCUUCACAUUUUCCCCUUGUUACUGGAACACCCCGCGAAAGGGCUAUCGGCUACACAACUAUCAGAGUAUACCGGCGCCGAGAGGGCACUAAUCAUCCGCCUGAUGCGCGUCAUGACAGCGUUGGGUCUGUGCGCCAACAUCGAGCCAGAGGUGUACCUCCCCACGGACAAAACAAUAGCAAUGACGCAACCGAUUGGACGUGACGGCGUUCCAUGCAUAUACGACCUGACCGUUCCAACCCUCGCUAGACUUCCAGAGUACUUCCGCGAGCACCAUUACCUCAUGCCCAAGGAGUACUCCCGAUCCCCAAUGCGAUGGGCCGUAGGGCAAAGUCAAUUCGAAUGGCUCGCCCAACGCAAGCACCACCAGGAACUAUUCAACUCAUACAUGUCCAGUCGACGAGAAGGCAAACCUUCGUGGUUCGAGGUGUAUCCGGUUGAGAGACUCACGCGUGGCGUGCUGGAGCAUGGCGAUGCCGUAUUCCUGGUUGACGUAGGAGGAAACCAAGGCCAUGAUCUGAUUCGCUUCCGCGAAAGGUUCCCAGGUGUUACUGGUCGGUUCGUGCUCCAGGACCUACCAAAAGUGGUCACUUCCGCACCAGCAAGUGAGGAGAUUGAAGCCAUGGCAUAUAGCUUUCUGGACCCGCAACCGGUGAAAGGCGCCAGAGCUUAUUACUUCCGUGCCAUCUUCCACGACUGGCCGGAUUACAUUUGCCACAAGAUCCUGGUCAAUACCCUCUCGGCCAUGACCAGCGAGUAUUCGCGCAUUAUCAUUGCGGACUUUGUCCUUCCGGAUACCGGGGCAGGGCUGCUGCAGGCGUCGAUCGAUAUCCAGAUGAUGAGCAUUGGGUCUGGGAUGGAGCGGUCAGAACGUCAAUGGAGGCAGCUAUUGGGAGCUGCUGGGCUGGAGAUAACCGGCAUUUGGAGUGGGAGUCCCGGUAUGGAGAGUGUUAUUGAGGCGGUGCCUACACGGACUGCUUCGCGAUUAUAG